Messenger RNA from Rattus norvegicus (Norway rat), 2557 nucleotides. The record is from RefSeq and is a predicted model, not a curated record. NCBI's taxonomy places the organism in Eukaryota, Metazoa, Chordata, Mammalia, Rodentia, Muridae.
GUGUAGGGGCAGAAGUAAAAGGCGGAAGUAAAAGGUGUCUACCGCGAGCUUUGGUACCGGACGCGAAUACAAAGUUGAGUUCAGGCUGGGGUUGGAGAGACGCUGUACCGUUGGUUGGAGGUGUGGUGGUAGAAAUAUCUGGUCCUUACCUUUUCUGGGGAUAUCCAAAGUCUCUCUUAACGACAAGCCUGUGGUUCUAAAAACAAACAAACAAACAAAAACAAAACAAAAUCCAUUCUCCACUUUAUGCUGCGUCAAAAAAUUAGCUGAUUUUGGUACCCCCAAUGCGAAUGAUUAACAGUUUUCUUUAAAAGCCUGUUAGAUUUCCAACUGUGGGACAGAAAGGGGGCAGAAGCCUUCCUCUUUGGACCUCACUCAUUACAAUCACGGAGAUUUUUAUGAUAUUCGCUACACUGAACAUUCUGCUUUAUUUUUAGAGGAAGACUAAAGUCAAUUUUUAAAAUUUUUUAAAUUGCAUUAUGUUGUAUAGUUUUCUUGCUGAACAAUCUGUUUUAAAAAGAAGAUUGUGUUUAAACAAGGCUUUGCACUACAGCUUGGAUUCAAGAAAAUGACCCUUUCUGAAAGAAAGUAUAGUUUAACAAGAUAAGUGAGAAUCUAAAAAGGUGUAUGUGUGUACAGGCUUGCGCCCUCGAUGGUGAAUUUGAUAUAAAAGUAACAAGUACUGCGGGGAGGGAGGGUCUAACAAGAAGGGGACAGGAAUAUGAGAAUUAUGAGGAAAAGCAAUAGGACGUUUCUAAUAUAGAAUUUAGAGUUAUAUAAAACAUAUAUGUAUUUGCAUAUGAGUGACAUGAAAGCAAAAGAGGGACUUUGAUAUAUAUAUAUUAAAAAUCCUCAUGGGGAUGUUUAUCACAAGUGACAUUAAUCAGGAGGCCUGCUUGGGGGUCUGCAUAGAUGCUCAGUUCACUUUUGUAUGUGCUGAUUCAUUUAGAAGAUGCUUAUUUGGUGAUAAGUUAUAUAAAGAGAAACAGAAUCUACUGGUGACAGGUCUAGCAGAAACCAUAAUGGAUUUUUUUAAUCCAUUUUUUAAGAGUCUUAUCAAACCUUUUUGUUUCCUUUUGGUUCAUCGGUAUAAGGAUUUCUCUUGAAUGUUCUGUGGAUGUUCAUCUGUCUACCAUGAUGCUAAGCAUCUGAAGAGAACGCACUGUAUAGGGUAGUAAUCUUUAACCCUAAAGGCUUCGUAUGUGUAUGGCUUUUAUGUAUGAGGUCACCCAUGUGUCUCUGAAAAGAAAAAGGUUGAAUUGUACAAGGACUUGAAAAGCUUUGGACUAUCCUGUGAUAAUGGCAUCAAGAAACAUCUGGCGUGUGAGAAGGAACUUCCUCUUUGAUUUAAGAGGUUGGGUGCCCCAAUAUUCAGCAGAAGUUUUCCUCAAGUCGAUUUCAUUCAGGCCUUUUAGUGUGGAAUGUAACAGUAAAGACGGGGAGAAUGGGGACCUACUCAACAACUUACUCACCAUGGGAGUUGAUGUCGACAUGGCAAGGAGACGACAGCCUGGAGUUUUUAACAGGGCUGUCACGAAUGAGCAGGAGCUGAAGAUGUUCCUUCUGUCCAAAGGAGCAAGUGACAAAGUGAUUGGUAGCAUCAUAUCAAGAUAUCCACGAGCCAUAACACGCACUCCUGAAAGUCUUUCAAAACGGUGGGAUCUGUGGAGAGAGAUUAUGGCAUCAGACCUUGAAAUUGUAAAUAUUUUGGAGCGUUCUCCUGAAUCCUUCUUUCGGUCUAAUAACAACCUAAACUUAGAGAAUAACAUAAAGUUCCUCUGCUCUGUUGGGUUGACUCAUAAGUGCCUCUGCCGACUGUUGACCAGUGCUCCCAGGACCUUCUCCAACAGUCUGAAUUUGAAUAAACAAAUGGUUGAAUUUUUGCAGGAGACCGGUAUAUCCUUAGGUCACAAUAAUCCCACAGAUUUUGUCAGGAAGAUAAUUUCUAAAAAUCCUUCCAUCUUAAUUCAGAGCACCAAACGUGUGAAAACUAACAUUGAAUUUUUACAGUCAACUUUCAACUUAGACAAAGAGGACCUGCUGCUUCUGAUAUGUGGUCCAGGAGCUAGAAUCUUAGACCUUUCCAACGACUGUACCAAAAGAAACUACACAAACAUCAAAAAGAGGCUGCUCUCUCUCGGAUGCACUGAGGAGGAGGUACAGAAGUUUGUCCUAAGCUAUCUGAAUAUGAUCUUCUUGUCAGAGAAAAAGUUCAAUGAUAAAAUAGACUGCCUCCUAGAAGAGAAAAUCAGUACUUCACAAAUACUUGAAAAUCCAAGGGUAUUAGACUCGAGCAUACAUACUUUAAAAACUCGCAUCAGAGAGUUGGCACAUGCUGGAUAUGACGUGAGCACCUCAAGCAUUGCUCUGCUGUCCUGGAGUCAGAGACGAUAUGAAGCUAAACUGAAGAGAUUAAGUGGGUAGGCCAGUGCAGGCGGAGUCACCAGGAAUCUUGCAAGUAGAGUGCUGGUUCCAGUUUGGACUUUUCAAACAGGAGAGAUUUUUUUAAAUAAUUUUUUUACUUAAAUCAUUUAAAUAAAUAUUUUAAAAUAUUUAA